CAGGAUGUCACGUGACGCGUCGUCCUGUCCGCAUUCACAGAUCCAAGAUGGCGGACGAAAACGUGAAGCUCUCCAGAAACCUUCUAAGCAUGAAGUUCAUGCAGAGAGGUCUGGAUGAAGAGAUGAAGAAGCAGCUGGAGGAAGACGAGAAGAGGAUCAUCAGUGAUGAACACUGGUACCUGGAGCUCCCCGAGCUGAAGGCCAAAGAGAACUUCGUCGUGGAGGAGCGGAGCUUCGUUCCCUGCGAGGAGCUGAAGUUCGGUCGCAUCUCCUUCAAGGGGUUCAACCCAGAGGUCGAGAAACUGAUGCUGCUGAUGAACCCAAAGGAGGAAGAGGAGGAGGAAGAGCAGGAGAGCCGGAUGCCCGCGGACGUCACCGAUGAAGAAAUGGCUCUCAGGUACGAGGGUUUAGUCCGGAGCAUAAAGAAGAAGUUUGCUACGAAGCGCGUGGCGAGCGAAGAGGUCCAGGACCAGGACCUGGACCAGGACCAGGACCUGAAGGAGCCCAAGCGGAUGUUCCUGAAGCCUCGGGACUGACCCCUCCGGCCGGGUAGACGUCCUGUUGACUUCAUGAAACUCGGCUCUCUUAAAGCGACAGUACGGUGUGACGGCAGCAUCGCCCGCCCGCCUGGACACGGGACCGUCAGCGAGGAGACAUCCCAUAAUCCUCUCUGGCUCGUGUGCUCCCGGAGACGUGAGGACAAACGAUGACGUCAUGUUUUUAUCUUUAGGACCAAAGACGGUGGAUUUAAAUAAAUGUCAAAACAGUU
Pseudoliparis swirei is the source of this 769-nucleotide messenger RNA. RefSeq names its product M-phase phosphoprotein 6 (gene mphosph6). The record is from RefSeq and is a predicted model, not a curated record. The transcript has 5 exons. Gene Ontology annotation, biological process: maturation of 5.8S rRNA. Bases 48 to 536 code for a protein of 162 amino acids. NCBI's taxonomy places the organism in Eukaryota, Metazoa, Chordata, Actinopteri, Perciformes, Liparidae.